AUGCUUUUCAACACCCAAGGCGCCCUCGUGGUGUCUAGUCUGCUACUGGCAGCCACCCCUGCAGUUGCAAAAGACUUCAAGGUGCUUCCCCGUGGGUCACCAUUAGGCACACUCAAGGGCUGCUACUCGAGCGUUCCUGGAUACGGAAAGUCAACGAGCUGGACAUACCAGAGUUCCGGAUGGUGUCUGGACCACUGUGCCAAGGACUACGCGACAUUUGCUUUGACAGGAGGCUCUGACUGUGUGUGCGGUAAUACGAUGCCACCAGACAGUGCCAAGGUUUCAAGCGAUAAAUGCAGCACGUCGUGCAGUGGUUGGCCCGAUGAUAUGUGCGGUGGUUCCAGCUACUACUCUGUCUACACCACAAAUUUGGAAGACGAUGUGCCCACGUACUCUGACUCCUCUGACUCUAAAUCCACAACCACAACCAAAAGCAGUAGCGAUAGCAAAACUACGACGGAAGCUGACGGAACCACCUCAACUACCUCCACCACUGCCGGUGAAACAACAGAGACCGCGACAUCUGAGCCCACCGAAAGCAGUGUCUUUGACAAUAUGGAUGAAAAGUCCACGCAGAGCAAGAACACUGCCGCAAUUGCGGCCGGAGUCGUCGUCGGAGUGGUAGGAUUUGCUGCUCUCUGCGGUGCUAUAUUCUUCUGGUGGCGAUCCAAGCAGAACAAGACUAAUGCUGCGGCCGGUGGCACUGGCGGCUAUAGCCGUGACUCUGGCCCGCCCUCGAUGUCCGAUUCUCGGUUCGAUGGCUCCUACAUGGCUCACCGCCGCCAAAGCAAUGGCAGCAUCGAUGAUGACCAUGACUUCUCUCGCCGGAUCUUGCAGGUGACGAAUCCCGAUCGCUAA
Molecule: messenger RNA, 858 nt
Organism: Penicillium verrucosum
Lineage: Eukaryota; Fungi; Ascomycota; Eurotiomycetes; Eurotiales; Aspergillaceae
Product: WSC domain-containing protein
Exons: 3
Coding region: 1-858 (285 amino acids)
Cellular component (GO): plasma membrane
Source: RefSeq, a predicted model, not a curated record